AAAUAUAUCUUUCGAAACACAAACAAACUGGGCUCUAGUCACAUUACAUUAAAGAACGAGUUUUAGUCAUGGCGAAAAGACGCAUGAAGAAGCGGACUCACCUCCGUGCUGCAAAUGCAAGCAAUGUCACUCCUAGAAGUGCCUCUGCGUCGAUGCAAAAGACCCCAAGAAGUAUGGUGAUUCGGGUCGGUGCUGGGGAGAUCGGACCGAGUGUUAGCCAGCUGGUGAAAGAUGUGCGGGCCAUGAUGGAGCCAGAUACAGCCAGUCGACUGAAGGAACGGAAAUCGAACAAACUGAAGGACUACACUGUCAUGACAGGGCCUCUGGGGGUAACACAUCUACUUUUAUUCUCAAGGUCCAGUACAGGAAAUACAAACUUUCGCCUUGCCCUUGCUCCCCGAGGACCUACCCUUCACUUCAGAGUUGAAAAUUAUUCGCUGUGCAAAGACGUGAUCAAGGCGUUAAAACAUCCAAAGGGAUCGGACAAGCUCCAUUUAACUCCUCCAUUACUAGUAAUGAAUAACUUCAUGUCUUCGAAAACAGACGAUGAAAAUCCCUCCUCGAAGGCUGUCCCUAAACACCUCGAAUCUCUUACGACAACUGUUUUCCAGUCUCUCUUCCCCCCAAUCUCUCCCCAAACCACCCCAUUAUCCUCAAUACGUCGCAUCAUGUUGUUAAAUAGAGAGCUGUCCCCAGAGCAAACAGAGGACGGCUCGUAUAUCAUAAAUCUCCGCCAUUAUGCCAUCACCACCAAGAGGACUGGCAUACCGAAACGGAUACGGCGCCUUGAUCCGAAGGAACAACGACGUAGGGAUCGAAAGGCCGGAGCUCUCCCAAACCUUGGAAAAUUAGAUGAUGUGGCAGAUUAUCUCCUAGACCCAUCAGCCGCCGGUUAUACGUCUGCUAGUGAAACUGAGCUCGACACCGACGCUGAAGUUGAAGUAAUGGAGGCCACAGCCAAAAAAGUCCUGAAUAAGCGUGAAUUACAACGAAUGAAGGCGGGAGAAAGGAAGUCAUCGACACAAUCGGAUCCAAGCGUCGAAAAGAGGGCGGUAAAACUAGUGGAAUUGGGUCCGCGGAUGAAAUUGAAACUGACCAAAGUCGAAGAGGGAUUGUGUGGCGGCAAAGUCUUAUGGCAUCAUGUUCUCACCAAGACAGAGGCAGAGACUAAACAGUUGGAUGAGGCCUGGGAGAAGAAACGCAGAGAGAAGGAACAGAGACGAAAAGAACAAAAGGAAAAUGUUGAAAGGAAGCGGAAAGAAAGGGGCAAGGGCGCAAAGGAUGCAGAUAAAGAUGGCGGGGUUGAGGGGGAGGAUGAGGAUAUCGAUGAGGAUUGGGAUAGCGAGGAUUUCGAUGAUCUUGAUGAAGAGAUGGAAGACGCACCUGCCGAUGAUUAGAAGUCUAUGUGUCUCGCUUUAUGGGGCCUCUGCUGCCUAUUUUAAAUACGCCUUUUUGCUCUCUUUCUUUGCAUUCACAUUUUAGGACUUAUAGGGGGAAAUAUUAGGAGUUCCAAGGGAGGUCUUCAAUAAAGUUGCGGGCUUUUUACCCGAAAUAGACAAAAUAAUGUUGCUCUGAUUAAUUUUCAUGAUCUUGAUUGAUUGACAUAUCUUAGUAUUAACUCGAUCCAUUUUCCCUUCUGGUCUUGCACUUCAAUUCAGGCACUGUUCAAAUUUGUUCAAUGCUGGGUAUGGUGAAAUUUCAAUGUUACCUGAUGCGACAGAUUUACGCAAGUACACGAGUGGAUAUAACUUUUCAUAGUAUGGUCAAGAUCAUACCAUCCUAAGAUGUUGAAGCCCGUAGCUUUUCUUCCACCAGCCUCCCUACCAUCUUCUCCAAUAUAGCAGAGUUGCUCCCACCUCCCUGUCCUUCAAAGUAGCAUUGAACGCUCUUCUCAACGUACUUACCAACGAUAUCAAUUUCAACAUUAACAUCCUCCCCCGGCUGCUUCUUAGCUGUCACAAUCUUCUCUUGGGUAUAAGCAAUCAACAUAAUCUCAAACCAUCCCUCUUCACCAUCCACCACUUUGGUCACCGUUAAACUUGCGCCGUCCAAUGUAACAUAUCCCUUCUCAACAAUAUAUCUCAACACGCUCUUGUCCCGUGGCUGAAGGCGGAAGGUCAGCGCAUUGCCAUCUGGAGUGACAGAUAGAAUUUUUGCGAUGGUGUCGACAUGGCCUUGGACGAAGUGGCCGCCCAUGCGUGUUGAGGCAGUGACAGAACGUUCAAGAUUGACGCCAGAGCCCUUUGUGAGAGAGCCCAGA
Messenger RNA from Blastomyces dermatitidis ER-3, 2260 nucleotides. RefSeq names its product ribosome biogenesis protein Ssf2. Gene Ontology annotation, cellular component: preribosome, large subunit precursor. The record is from RefSeq and is a predicted model, not a curated record. Gene Ontology annotation, molecular function: rRNA binding. The transcript is spliced from 2 exons. Gene Ontology annotation, biological process: ribosomal large subunit assembly; rRNA processing. Lineage: Eukaryota; Fungi; Ascomycota; Eurotiomycetes; Onygenales; Ajellomycetaceae. The coding region runs from base 69 to 1397 and encodes 442 amino acids.